Molecule: messenger RNA, 2217 nt
Organism: Diospyros lotus (date-plum)
Lineage: Eukaryota; Viridiplantae; Streptophyta; Magnoliopsida; Ericales; Ebenaceae
Product: E3 ubiquitin-protein ligase RMA1H1-like
Exons: 2
Coding region: 1324-2046 (240 amino acids)
Biological process (GO): ubiquitin-dependent protein catabolic process
Cellular component (GO): endoplasmic reticulum
Molecular function (GO): ubiquitin-like protein conjugating enzyme binding; ubiquitin protein ligase activity; metal ion binding
Source: RefSeq, a predicted model, not a curated record
GGAUGAUUAAUUUCCGUCUCUCUUCUCAUCUUCUUCUUCUUCUUCUUCUUUGCCAAUUUGAUGACAAUAUGGCACGUUGCUGCUCUCUUUGUGAUCUUUUUCCAUAUUAAUGAUUUGUUUCUAUUCGUGUUUCAUAUGUUGGAGGUCGUAAAUCGCAAGAAUCUUCUUGCCUAUGUUUCUCUCUUUUUCUUUUUCAAUCUGGAGGUUCAUGUAAUGCUGAGCAGAGCCCUUUCGGCUGAUUUUAAAAGAACUUGUAGAUCAGAUUGCUAUUACUCUUAACUCUUCUUCUUUUAAGAUUACUAGUAUUUCGAAUUUUAGCAACCUGUGUAAGGAAUGGAUAUUUAAUCUGCAUCGUUUGUUUGGCCUCCUGUCUAGUUCUUAGCUCCAAGUAUUUGUCUUUUUCACUUUUGUUGCUUUCUAUGUCCAUCAAAGAAAGCUGCCAACAUGGCCGUUAGUAUAAAACCUGAUCUUCAACCUUUCCUUGUGGGUUGGUUCUUUCCAAAAAAUUGUAUUGCUUUGAAAUUGUGGCUUGUUCAUGGGUAUUAUCAAUUUGUCUUGAAUAGUUUUUUGUUACUUGUGUGUCGAGAAAUCUUCUUGGAAUACGUGAAGUCUGGUCACUAUCUAGUCGUUUUCAUUUUUCUGGCAGCCACCUGAACUAAUGUUUUAGACUUUAGUCGUUGCUUUCACGGGUUGCUUCACAAGUAGGGCAACUUGGUAUUCUUAUUUAUAUUUCACAAACAGAUAUGGUGUGAGCUGAUUUUUAGAUCUCUGUUAUCAACUGUGGAACAUACCUUCCUCUUUGUUGAUGCCGAUGAACCUAUUGUUUGGAGUGUUUUAACGAAGUUUCUAUUGCCCCCAUCACAUUCAUGACAAAAAUCUUGGCCUCCCGGUUUUCAAACGUUCUAUUCACGUUAGUCAUGAUAUUUGACCUAGUAACAGAAAUAGUUGAUUUUCUUACAUGUCUAUAUUUUGUAUUAAUCAAAAAUUUGAAUGUUGAUUGUCAGUAUCCAUUCUAGAAGGUCAAAGAAGUACUUCUCAUCCUUAAAUAUGAAUGGAGGGACCGUGUGGAAGUUGAGGUCCCCAAUUUAUUUGGCGCUGCUUACUCUCUAUUGGUUACCCUUUUCAUAAGUAGGGCCCAAUGUGGGUGAUCAAGGAACAUCUGCCCUUAGCUUAUCCUCCAAUCCCUUGGCCAAUCUGUCAAAUGCAGAUGCCUCCCCUGAUGCUCUUUGUCUAAUUUUUUGCUUUCAUUUUUUAAGUACAACUUGUUUCAAAAGUAAAUCUCUCUGGAUUCUUGUUAUGAUAUGAUAAAAGUUCCCAGGGUUGAUGAUGGCCUACGAGCACACCAUUCAAGAACCUGCAGGCCAGUUUGGAUCUGAUGGGAAUGUUUCCCUGAAGCAAAAGUGGGAAUCAAUUCCAACUCGAACCACAACUUCUGAAGAUGGGAACGAUGAUUUCGAUUGCAAUAUUUGCCUAGACUCGGCGCAUGACCCUGUGGUCACCUUCUGUGGUCACCUGUACUGCUGGCCUUGUAUUUAUAAGUGGCUCCAUGUGCAAAAAUCUUCUCUUGAACCAGAUGAGGACCCCAAGUGCCCUGUCUGCAAGGCUAACGUUUCCCAGUCAUUAUUGGUCCCUUUAUACGGGCGUGGAACAUCAAAAUCCGAAGCCCAGAGGCCUCAAAUGGAUGUGGCCGCUCCUCGCAGACCCCCUGCUUCUCCUCGUCCAAAUCAGCAGCUCCAUUCUUAUCCUCUCGUUUCACACCCUCGCCCAUUAAUUCAUCGCCCACAACACUACUCCCCUUACCCUUACCCUUAUGGUGGUGAUUAUUCUUCCACGACCGGUAUCUUCAGUCCAAGAGUUGGCAUGUUCCGGGAGAUGGUGUUUGCGAGGAUGUUGGGGAAUCCAGGCUCAGGGACAAGUUUAUUUCCUUAUCCACACACUAAUGGCAGGCGUAGGAUGAGAAGGCAGGAGAUGCAGAUUGACAAGUCUCUCAGUCGAGUGUCCAUCUUUCUCUUUUGUUGCAUCAUUCUGUGCCUUCUCUUGUUUUGAGUCUCUUCUGAUCUUGUCUUGCCCUCUGUAUAGUGCUGUGAAGAAGUUAUGGGGUUUGAUUUGAUGAGUUCAUCAACGGUUAGGAAUAGGUUAGCAUGCUCUGUAAGUCAAUAACAUCCCAUAUAUAUAUAUAUAUAUAUAUUUAAAAGGAGUGAUUAUCCUUAAAUCCAA